AAAUGGAGCGAACUGACCCGAAAGCGCGCGAAUCACCAGAAAUUCCCAAUUUGAAAAAUCCUGCCGAGAAAAAAUGUCCCUAAUUCACCGAUCGCCACCGUAUCACCGCCGUACACCGCCCUAUCUCCAUCUCAAUCUCACCGCCUCCCGUCGAUUAACCACCACAAGCACUCUCAAUUUCCCCAUACGCGCCUCCGCCUCCACCACACGCGCCACCACAAACUCCGUUAAAUUCAUUUCUUCGAUCACCUCAUUGUCUCCAAUCAAACCCUACCUCCUCUCAGAAUGGAAACCGAUUCUCUCCGGCUGGAUCAGUAGUGCAAUAUCCGUUUACGCUCUCUCGAAAAUCGUUCCGAAAAUGGGAAUAUUUUCAUCUCUUAUGAAUUCGAUGGAUAUCGUAAAGCUAAGAGAGGAGUGUUUAGUAUUAGGAGGUUUGUUUAUCGUUCGACUUAUCGGUAAUUAUCUGCAGCAAGUGUUUUUAUGGGAAGCUUCAUUGAAUUGUGUAUAUAAGAUGAGAGUUUGUGUUUUUCGUAAGGUUUUGGAGAGAGAUCUAGAGUUUUUUGAAGGUGAAAAUGGGAUAUCUGCUGGAGAUGUUGCGUAUAGGAUUACUGCUGAAGCUUCUGAUGUUGCUGAUACUGUUUAUUCUCUCUUGAAUACAAUUGUACCAAGUAGUCUUCAAUUAUCAGCAAUGGCAGUUCAGAUGUUGGUCAUCAACCCUGGUCUAUCAUUACUUUCCGCCCUGGUGAUUCCAUUGAUGGGCCUUGUGAUUGGUUACUUGGGCGAAAAACUUCGUGAUGUGUCAAACAAGGCACAUCUUGCUGUUGCUUCUCUCUCUUCCUAUCUGAACGAGAUCCUCCCGUCAAUUCUUUUUGUGAAGGCAAACAAUGCGGAGUCCUGUGAAUGCAAGAAGUUCCAGUCACUUGCUUUUGCUGACUUAUCUGCGACCAUGGAAAAGAAGAAGUUGAAGUCAUUUAUUCCUCAGUUGGUGCAGGCAAUAUAUUUUGGCACCUUAUUCACAUUUAGCGCUGGCACACUGCUAGUUUCAAAAGGUUCAUUUGAUUGCUCUGCCAUGGUUUCUUUUGUAACAUCCCUGGUUCUGUUGAUCUCCCCAAUCCAGGAUGUGGGAAAAGCAUACAAUGAAUUAAAACAAGGAGAGCCAGCAAUUCAACGCUUAUUUAGUUUGACAAGGUUUGAACCGGAGGAAAUUGUGAACCCAGAUGCUGUUGGCUUAGAUUGUGUUGCUGGAGAAGUAAAAUACUCUAAUGUCUCUUUUAGAUAUGGAGACAAUGGACCUCUUAUACUGAAAAACAUGGACUUACAUAUUAAAUCUGGAGAAAUAGUUGCCCUCUGUGGAUCAUCAGGAGGAGGAAAAACGACUCUUGUAAAACUCCUCCUUCGCUUAUACGAUCCUUCACAAGGUUCCAUUUGCAUUGAUGGUUUGGAUAUUAGAGGCAUACAAAUCGAGAGUUUGAGGAGAAAUAUUGGUCUGGUCUCUCAAGAUACAACAUUAUUUUCUGGAAGUGUUGCCGAGAACAUUGGAUAUAGGGAUAGAAUGACUGGCAUUGAUAUGAAUAGAGUGAAGCUUGCUGCAAGAACUGCAAGUGCAGAAGAAUUUAUUGAAGCACUUCCUCUUAGCUAUGAGACGAAUGUUGGACCUAGGGGCUCAAUUUUCAGUGGAGGGCAGAAGCAAAGAAUAGCUAUUGCUCGGGCACUUUAUCAGGAUCCGUCUAUUCUGAUAUUGGAUGAAGCGACUUCAGCAUUAGACAGCAAGUCAGAGUUGUUGGUGAGACAAGCUCUGCAGCGCCUGAUGCAAAACCGUACUGUACUAGUGAUUGCUCACCGCUUGGAAACAGUUCUAAUGGCUGAACGAGUUUUCCUUUUAGAGGAUGGAUACUUGCGGGAGGUUCCUCGCUCCUCUCUUUUGAACGGUUAGAAUGGCUCACUGGCACCGAUGACUUUAACAAUAUGAUGUUUAUAUGAAGGUAAAGACCCACUUCUUGGAAAUGAAUAUGCAUUUGUUGCGGAAGUAUGGAUGUAUAUCCUAACACUCAUCCUUCCAGUGUAAGCUCGUCACGUCAAAUGCUCCCGUUCUUGGUUACAUCCACGAGUGCCAUAGACCACCAACCGGUAGCCUCGUUCAUUUCAGUGUGACGGGCGAUAUAUUUGGUAGUCAGUAAAAAGCUAUUUGAACAUAGCGGAAGUUUAGUGCAACGAUUGCCCUUUUUUUUUUGUUUCACAUGCCACAACUCAGAAGUGUAAAUACUUUACUACGUUAGAAAAAGUAAAGAGGCAAUACAAUAGCUUUUAGUAUUUGCUACUGUCACGCUUUUCAAGGUAUAUAAAUGCUUUAUUGUA
This is a messenger RNA of Capsicum annuum, 2355 nucleotides long. Its product is annotated as ABC transporter B family member 29, chloroplastic. Gene Ontology annotation, biological process: transmembrane transport. The transcript has 10 exons. Gene Ontology annotation, molecular function: ATP binding; ABC-type transporter activity; ATP hydrolysis activity. Bases 74 to 1933 code for a protein of 619 amino acids. The record is from RefSeq and is a predicted model, not a curated record. Lineage: Eukaryota; Viridiplantae; Streptophyta; Magnoliopsida; Solanales; Solanaceae. Gene Ontology annotation, cellular component: membrane.